Messenger RNA from Cutaneotrichosporon cavernicola, 396 nucleotides. RefSeq lists its product as uncharacterized. NCBI's taxonomy places the organism in Eukaryota, Fungi, Basidiomycota, Tremellomycetes, Trichosporonales, Trichosporonaceae. Bases 1 to 396 code for a protein of 131 amino acids. The transcript has 2 exons. The record is from RefSeq and is a predicted model, not a curated record.
AUGAACGACGAAUACACCCCCGCCACGGACGAGUCUAUCGAGCGCUGUCCGGCUUGUAACGACCUCCUCUGGGCUGAUGCCGUGCACUGGUGUUCAGCGCGUCCGGUGCACCACCACGACUGGGAGAAUGAUCCGCGCCAUGACCUCGACCAGUUUGGUAUUCGGCCAGAGGGCGGGCAGUGGGGUAAGCGUGGUCCGCCACCUGGUGGGCCUGAUGCGCCGGAUACGCGCGGGCCUGAGAGUGAGAGUGAGAGUGAGAGUGAGGAUGAGAAGAAGAAGAAGCAGGGUGAGGGCAAGGACAAGGGCAACAAGGAGGACAGCGAGCAAGAUGGAGAGCAGGUCAAGUCUCAGCCUGAGCCUGAGCACGAGGCCGACGAUUUCGAGAUCGAGAUCUGA